Molecule: messenger RNA, 1100 nt
Organism: Eucalyptus grandis
Lineage: Eukaryota; Viridiplantae; Streptophyta; Magnoliopsida; Myrtales; Myrtaceae
Product: HMG-Y-related protein B
Exons: 2
Coding region: 111-722 (203 amino acids)
Biological process (GO): chromosome condensation; negative regulation of DNA recombination; regulation of DNA-templated transcription
Cellular component (GO): nucleosome; nucleolus; chromatin
Molecular function (GO): nucleosomal DNA binding; double-stranded DNA binding
Source: RefSeq, a predicted model, not a curated record
CCUCCCCUUUUUAAAUUCUCCGCCUUCAUCAUCUUCGCUCUCCACCCACUGUACUCCUCUCUCUCUCUCUCUCUCUCUCUACCAUUCUCUCACUCUCUCUCUCUCUAAAAAUGGCGACUGAAGAGACCGGCAACAACCCUCCGCCGCCGACCGCCGCCGCCGCCGCCGCCGCCGCCGCCGCAGCCGCUCCUAGUUCCGUGCUCCCGCAGUAUCCCGAAAUGAUCAUGGCGGCGAUCGAGGCGCUCAACGACCCCAGCGGCUCCAACAAGUCGGCCAUCGCCAGGCAAAUCGAGUCCACCUACGGCGAUCUGCCCCCGGCCCACUCCACGCUGCUGGCGCACCACCUCAACAAGAUGAAGCAGAGCGGCGAGCUCGUGCUGGUCAAGAACAACUACAUGAAGCGCGACCCCAACGCGCCCCCGAAGCGCGGCCGCGGCCGCCCCCCGAAGCCCAAGGAGCCCCUCCCGCCGGGAACCGUGGUCUCCCCGCCGAGGCCCCGCGGCCGGCCACCGAAGCCGAAGGACCCCAACGUGCCGCCUCCUCCGCCGAAGCGGAAGGCCUCGGCGGUCGUGAGCGGGAAGAAGCGGGGCCGCCCCCCGAAGGACAAGCCGGCUGCUGCGGCGUCGGCUCCGGCACCGGCGGCGGCCGGAGGAGGAGGGGUCAAGAGGGGCAGGGGGAGGCCGCCGAAGGUGAAGCCGGCUGUCGCGCCGGUCGGGGCGUGAGCGCGAGCCGAGCCGGAGGGGAGGAAAGCAUGAGAAGAUUAGAUUUUUUUUUUAGUUUUUUCUUUGGUCUUUGUUACUUUUGUUAGGUGUAUCACUUUAGUUAGACCCCUGUGAGCUGUGCUGAUAACCUUUGGAUUUUUCACUUUUUUUUUUUUUUUUUUUAAUUUUCUAAUUUAGCUUUAGGCCCUUUAUCUUUUCCGUCUAAUUUGAUUUAAUUUAAUGUGGGUGAGUGUUGUUUAGGUGAGUGAUGAUGAUCUUCUUAGGAGGGAAGUUUCUUUGUGAAUUCUAAUUGGAAUGUACAUUGUAUCAACCCCGGCGAUGGAGGCUUUUUCUAGGGCCCUUUUUCCUUAUCUAAAAUUCUCUCCUUUUCUUUUUGCA